Solenopsis invicta (red fire ant) is the source of this 4631-nucleotide messenger RNA. Its product is annotated as growth arrest-specific protein 2. Gene Ontology annotation, molecular function: cytoskeletal adaptor activity; actin filament binding; microtubule binding. NCBI's taxonomy places the organism in Eukaryota, Metazoa, Arthropoda, Insecta, Hymenoptera, Formicidae. The transcript has 8 exons. The record is from RefSeq and is a predicted model, not a curated record. Gene Ontology annotation, biological process: actin crosslink formation. Gene Ontology annotation, cellular component: actin filament. Bases 453 to 1802 code for a protein of 449 amino acids.
CGCACCGCACGCAGUGCUCCGAUGCGCUUCGUCCGAGCCGGGUGCCGGGUAUCCACGGACGCGUUUGCCGGCCCGGGAGGACGGUGCAAACGGCACGCACGUGGUUGUUCUGUCGGCGAAGGUGCCGAACGGAAGGGAGGUGAGAGACCGAGCGGACGAGGAGGAAUCGACGACGGCCUCCCCAGAGGAAUCCCUCUGAUGACGGUUGACACGCUCGACGCAUUGUGUAUCCACUGGGCCCACGGGUGUUUCGCUCUUUGAGAGGGACCCGCUGUACCGCGGCAAUUGAUCGCGCGGCGGACGUCUCUGCACAACAUCGUCCUUGAAUAGCCUGAGAACUGUCGAAGAAAGUGAAGUGGGUCCUGAAAGAGGACCCAGGUAGAGCGAGGAGAGAAGCGUCGAGGGAAGAUCCGGCGCCGCGCGCCGGAAACGCCGGCAGGAGCAGCCUCAGAAUGUCGUACGCCAACCGAUUCCCGUCUUCCCAGCACACCCGGUAUCGCAGUAGCUGGGGACCGUCCUCGGUUUCUGUCUUCAAUCGCGCUGACGUGCCGCGACCCUCGCCGGAAGAGGAAGAGUUUGAGUUCUAUCACGAGCGACUGCACUCGGCGCAGAGCCGCCAGCUGAUACCACUUCAGGAGGACUUGGCCGAUUGGAUCAACAAGACGAUAAAUGUGGAUUAUAUAACGGGUGACAAUUUCUUCGACGUGCUUGACAAUGGGGUGAUUGUGUGUCGACUGGCCAGAGUCAUCCAGGAAAAGGCGAGAACCGCGAUAGAAGCUGGACGAGCAAAAGGACCGGCACCAGUGAUACGUGGACGUUGCUGGGAGAAUGCGGCUCGACGCAGCUUCUUUUCACGCAGCUUCUUUUCCCGCGACAACAUGGAGAACUUUAUACAAUUCUGCCGGCGGCUGGGCGUCCACGAGAAUCUUCUUUUCGAAAGCGACGAUCUCGUUUUGCACGGGCAACCACGGAAUGUAGUGCUGUGCCUGCUGGAAGUCGCAAGACUGGCGGCUAGAUACUACUCCCUGGAGCCGCCCGGACUCGUGCAACUCGAGAGAGAAAUCGCGGCCGAACAGGAAAGGGAUCUUCAUUGUAUGUCCGACAGUGGUAUAUCCCACAGUAGCCUCGUCUCUUGGCAGUUCCAGUCACCGUCGCCGACCGCGACACCCAGGCCGCCACAGGAGAAGAUCAAACAUAGCAGCUCGGCGUCUGAAGUCACGACAACGGACACACGAUGGCUGGACCCGGUGACUGGUGCUACGCACGAAUCUGAAAUGCGAAGGUCCGUUAGCGACAACGGACCGACUGGAAGUGACGGGGUGCCCAGCGAUACUACCGAGGACGACUGGUCCCGCGGUAGCGUCGAGGACCCUGACGAAGUGCCGUCACCGUCGAGCUCGCCGUCACCAUCGCCGGCCGAACCACCGGAACACACUGGACCGAUAACAGAACUCGAUCGCAAGGUGCGAAGAGCCACCGAGGCCGUCCAGAGACUCUGCCAGUGCCCGUCGAAUAAGUGCUCCAAGCUGAAGGUGCGCAAAGUCGGCGAAGGCCGCUACCAUAUCGCUGGUCGAAACGUUUUUAUCAGACUUCUCAAAGGGAGACACAUGAUGGUGAGAGUGGGCGGCGGAUGGGACACUCUGGAGCAUUUUCUGGCGAGGCACGACCCCUGUCAGGUGAGGGUCCUCAACCGCGAGGGCACGCCGCCUCCGGGCAGCAAGCACGACAGCUUCUUGCACAUUCGCGCCAAGUAUCGCAGCUCGCCGUCGGAGCCGAGCCUCUCACGUCGGUCGCUAGCCUGAAAGAGCACGCAGUGCCUAAUCACGACGCGCCCACGAUCACGCGACGCGGGCCCCUCGGGUCCCACGUGGCGUGAAGCUACUCGCACGCUUGGCGCACGUGUGAAUUGAUAUGAUACGAUUCCGGUGCACACCGGCGCGGCGUACCGCUAUCGCAUCCCCUUGGGCACGCCGGGAGGGUAACGGUCUGUUGUGCGUCGAGCAACGCGGUGAAACGACGCGUGGCGGCUCGAGUUACCGUAAGGACGGCAAUACGCAUCAUCGCACGAUUUUUCACGCACGAUACAUUCCUUCUUUCCAACUACGUUCGAUGAGUUGGCGAUUUUGAGGGAAGAGAGGCGCCCACCGCGGGAGUCGCCUUUGAGCGCUUGCAGUCACUUGUGCACAUUCAAAUACUCAUAUACGCUAUUUGCGAGUUCUCUCUACACGGCGAGAAAUCAUCGGCAUACAUAUAUGCACCGCCUAUACGCCCGCCGGUUCGAAACGAUACCUCUUUCCACACUCGUACAUCCCGAAUUGCGCAAUUUGUUACGUGUAAUCACGUAACAUAUCGGUCACGGCAUAGAGAAGCACCAGGCUAUCUUUACUACGUCCACGUCAGGUGGUUGAAGAGUACACGCAGGUGUCGAAGAACAUCCCCGUAGACGCGCAACGCGCCGAGAUUUUUUUUUUUUUUUUUAAGGAGAGCAACGAAUAAUCAAAAUUCUGUAUUCAAGAUCUGGCGUCUGCGAUUCGGAUUUUGACUAUUCGGACUUUUAUGCAUUAUUCCGUAUUAUCAACGAAUCAACGAUGGUGCUUUCAUCGUUGAAUCACCUCUUCAGGCACUAACGUUUUGCAGCGGUUCUGAACCCGGAAGUUCUUCGAACACAGGAAGUGCGCUGCACUCGGUAAUGGUAGCGUUAAGACCGCAAUGACCAAACUUUAUUUUCAAAAGCGUGUUAUCACGCUAAUCAUUAUACUAAUGAUACAUAUAAUAAUAGGAACUUUCGAAUAAAUAUUCACCUAAGCUCAAGCGUGCAACAAUGCGCUCGUACAUGCAAUAAAAGAACUAAAAGUGCAAUUAAAAUCUCAGGUCAGUAAGAAAUCGUCCGUAUCAUGCCUUAGAAAAAAAAGAUCAAUUAAUCUUUUUUUUCUCUUUUAUGGAAAUUUCUUUACAAUGCAAACAAAUUGUUUUUCUUCGAAGUAACAAGCGGCUUUACCAAAAUUUCGUAGCCAAACUGAAUAAUAUUGUUACGUUUUUAUUAUCUACGUUGAAACGUAGUUUUUUAACAUUCAACUCUAUUCAGAUUUCAAUACCGCGUAUUUUGGUCAUUGCUAUAUAUAUAUCAUAUAUUCUUACAGUACACUGCCAUAUUUUGCGAGCACGCGAUCAGUCACUCAUAUUAUAAUAAUCGACAGGGUCGGCUUAAUUUUUUGUACAUUACUUUCUACACCAUUUGAAUUAGGAAUCGCUUAUAACGUAUAAUUUGCCGUGCAAGCUCAAUACAAAUAAUUUGCGCAUUAGUUGUAUUAACCGACAUUUACGUAAUUAUGUAUCAUUAAAGAAUGGUAUGAUCGUAUUUAAGAGCACUUUUUAAAGUAUACGUUAUCAAUUUUUCGCACUUUUAUUUGGGUUGCAAUCUCUUGCGUUUCUCACUUCAACCGACCCUGAAAUUUAUAGAUACACAUUUAGCAUUCGAUUAAUAUCUAAUAUAACUUGUAUCGCCUAACGUGUAAAGUGCUUCAUGAUAAUUGCCACGAUAUACACAUAUACACGUAUAUGUUUUAUACUUUUAUAUAAAUAUCUGUACGGUAAGUUAAAGGAGAUAUGAUCGGCGUAUUUGCCGAGAUAAUUAAACCGUAUAAUUAUUCCGCUUACAGAAGUGCAAGAGCACAGUGUGCAAGGGAAUACCAAAGCAAAGAAACACGCGACGAGUAAUGUCGGCUCGUUGAAGCCAAUUAAACCGUCAUCCGUGAUCCGUUUAUCAUUCGCGUCAGUGUUGCGUCGGAAGAUUGGUUGUGGUUCACGAAAUCGAUGUCUUUUACGAAAUAAUCCACGUUCACGGUGCUCCAUCAUCCUUUGCAAAAUAGAAUCAGUGUUAAAUUGCGAUUUGCACUGUAACACGAUAAGCAUAAGUUUAGCGAGCUACAACAUUGGAUACAGGGCCUUACGUUAUACAUAAUUUAUUUGCAAAGGGAGUUACUUCUUAAUUUAAAACCGCCCUGCCUAACUGAACUAAUUUUCGCCAUAUUAUGUAAUUGUAAAUAAUACGUCGCUCUGACAUAUCGACAGAUAAUUGAUUUAAGUUAAUCGUACCUGCUUUAUACCGCAUUAAUGUAUAAUACCCGCAAAUAUUUUGCGUAUAAACUGUAUGAUUUACAUAUAUCCAAUAAGUUAUUUAUAUUAUAACUCUCAAGCGCCUUUUUAUUACAGAUUACGUUAUCGAUUAUUCGAAUUUUUCGAUAGUGCUCUAAUGUUAAGACGCGUAAAAUAGAAGAAACUGUAUUUUCAUGAUAUUAAACUGUUAUAAAUUUGUUUAGAUUAUUAUUUGUAGUACUGAAACAGUAUAACUAAUAAACGCGUAUUUUAAAAUUGAUUACUGCUAUUUCACUACUGUUUCAUCGUAAUCGUUCGGCUAUUAAUAAAGUAUUAUAAUAGUAUCACACACAUAUCUACAUAUGUAUGUUUAGUCUUUGUUCAUAAUAAGUACAUUAGGGUUUCGCAAAUUUUAAGAUUUUGUCUAAUAUGCAAAAUAUAUUGUACGCAGCAUUAUCUUAAUCUAUUCAACUAAGUUUAAAACUAUUAUGUCAGUUGUUAUAUUUUGUUGAACAAUAAAAUAUCUGGCAGAGUAA